CCUGCGAACCAUGAAUUUCUCGUGACUCAUGAGAUUGUUAUUCCCCUGCUGUCGAGGUCCGGUGCCACUGGUUUUAUCCUGAAGCUUACUCAUCACGAGCUCCUUGGAUUCUCAUCCCUUUCCUUUCUUCGCAUAAAGCGGACCAGAAACAACUGCCUCUUCAAAGCACUCGAAUAUCAACAGCAUGGGCAAGUCCAAAAACGACGGCGUUCAGAACAGACACCUUUAUACCCGGGUGUCAUAUCUCCACCAAGCGGCCUGUCGCUUGGCAACGCUUGGUCACGAUAGGCCAGAUCGAACGAAAAAUGAACAGGGGAGCAAAGAGAACGACGACUCAGUCACCCAAAACAUGGCCCGUCUCCUCGUGGAAGAUCUCCGUGCCGUCUCCCGCAAGGUUCUCAUAAGGCCGACUCCGGCCAUGAAGCGGACUAUGUGCAAAAUAUGCGACACGGUGCUAGUGGAGGGCCGCACAUGCUUCACCACGGUAGAGAACCAUAGCAAGGGCGGUAGGAAACCGUGGGCCGAUGUCAUGGCCAUGCGAUGCACUGUCUGCGGUCAUAUCAAGAGGUUCCCAGCCAACUGCCCGAGGCAGAAGCGGCGGCCGUUCCGGGUUCCGGGGGAGGAGCCGCCGACGCUCGAUGACGCGGACCGGACAGAGAAAGGAUGACUGUACAUGCGAGGUCUAAGCGCACCAUGGACACGGCACCGCCAUCUUUAUGACUGCCUCAGAUUCACGAAGAGUUCUACGAUGUUUUCCGGAUCUUGAGGGUCAGGUACCCAGAAGCGGAGGACAAAGUUGUGGCGGGAAUGCAUCGAAGAGGCCGCUCGGAAAGGGUCACAUUCAUAC
Sodiomyces alkalinus F11 is the source of this 847-nucleotide messenger RNA. RefSeq names its product Rpr2-domain-containing protein. The record is from RefSeq and is a predicted model, not a curated record. Lineage: Eukaryota; Fungi; Ascomycota; Sordariomycetes; Glomerellales; Plectosphaerellaceae. Gene Ontology annotation, cellular component: nucleolar ribonuclease P complex. The transcript has 2 exons. Bases 185 to 667 code for a protein of 160 amino acids. Gene Ontology annotation, biological process: tRNA processing.